CAGCACCCAGAGAAGCCGUUACACUUGGUGGCUGACAAGCGGCUCGCUCGUGAACUGUCAGCAAUGUAGAUUGCCGGCUGUGAAAUAGUACACAGAGAAACGUUAGGAAUACACAGUACUGUGUACUAGUGCUAGACAGUACCCGUCACAUACCAGGAUUAUAGCACCUCCAAGUCGCUAACGGACUGGCUACCGAGUACUGUGAUGCUGUCUUAGCGAGAUGCCUGUAGCCUGAUAAUACAGCCGAGCAUUACAGUGUGGCGCUACUAUACGGAUACAGUGUAAGAGCAACAUACAAUGUAUUAGUACAAGGCGAUACAGUGUAUACAUUGCAGAAAUACAUUGUUUACAGUAUUAUAUAUAAAGACGUUUAAAAGUGAUACAUUUAUCUGGAUUAGUACAAUAUUCUAGGAACCAUUAACCUCGACCAUUCCUCUGAAAGUGUACGCGGGAUACAUGUGUUACACACACGACUAUUGAGAUACGUCUUAUCCAUGUGGAAAAAGUUUAUUUACAAAUUGUGAGGGGGACAGUAUCUCGACACAAUCUGGACCAAAGUGUAUUGUGAUUUAAAAGCUGUUGACCAUUCUAAGUGAAGAAAGGAUUUGUUUGAUUUCAAAGAGGAAAGGUUACGCGUAUUCACGUGCCAGCGAUUUUCAUUUGGGAGAGUUAUUGUUGGAUGCUAAUAGGAAAUAUUACUUAUAACGGAUUAUAACUUCGUUUGAUAACUUCCAGUGGGAUUUAUAUGGACGUCGGUCUAUGAGCAGAUGUGAUAAAAUCAAGAUACGAAAUUGAGGGCGGAGACAGGAUGCUAGUCGGACUGACACGGGCAAAGUAAAGAUGGUGGGAGGGAGCGUAAGGAACGCCCACCUUCUGUAUAUCACGGCUCUGCUGUACCUUUGUCAAGCUGCUGCCCCGAACCAGAACUUACCGAACCCUCGAAUUACGGAACAUCCACAAGAUGACUAUUUAUCGCCUAAUAACCCAGAAACCCUGGACUGUCGGGCGGAGGGCGACCCUAAACCCACCAUAACGUGGUAUCACAAUAACGAUCGCGUGAUCACCUAUCCUGAAAAUCCAUCGUCCCCGAAGAUGAUAAUCGAAGACAGGAAAUUAUUUUUUCUAAGUGUAACGCACAACAAAAAGGAAACGGACGUCGGAGUAUACUACUGCAACGCAACAAACAUACAUGGCAGUGCAAUAAGUCGAAAUGCAUCGCUGAAAAUUGCUGUUUUGAAAGAUAAUUUCCGUGAAUCUCCGUCCGGCCAAUCUGCAGCGGUAGGGGAGACCGUUACGUUUCACUGCCAGCCACCGAAGGGGGAACCAGAACCAACCAUUUUGUGGCUGAAAUCCAGCGAACAGAUUCAGACAGGAAGUAGUAACAACCGCUUCCAGGUCAAACCCAACGGUGACCUCGUCAUCACGUCUACACGAAAACGGGACGCAGGCAUCUAUAAAUGUAUUGCCAGCAACAAGGCCGGGGAACGGGAGAGCAGUCCAGCAACACUCAAAGUUUUAGAAAAGCCGAGCUUUCGGCGCUACCCCGUGGAUGUCACUACCACGGAAGGCAAAACGGUCGAGUUCCCUUGUGAUGUCAUCGGUGACCAACCUCUGAAUGUUGAAUGGAAGAAAGAGGGAGGAGUUAUAAAAUAUGGAAGGAUGAGAAAGCUUCCAGACCACAUGCUGCGUAUAGAAGAUGUGGAGUCUAGUGACGCAGGCACCUAUAUCUGUGUGGCUACCAACGCUGUGGGCACCACGGAGGCUGUGGCAACCCUUACCGUACAAUUCAAGCCUGUGUUUAUCGUGAAGCCCCAGGACAAGCACGUAGCCGUUGGACGGACAGUUACCCUCCCGUGUGCUGUGAUGGCGAACCCUGUCCCGAACAUUUACUGGAACAAGAAACGUUCAUUGAGCACUUCAAGUAAAGAGAGUCUGAUGUUUCCCAACUUUGAGGAGGGGCGGUACGCGGUGGCCACGGAUGGAACCUUGAGGAUAUCUCGGGUACAGAUGGAAGAUGCUGGGGACUACGAGUGUGAGGCUCUAAACACCCUGGGGAUCAUCACUGCUCGCGUCACUCUUACUGUUAGAGAGCGUGACCCCCGUCCUCCCCCAAUCAUUGAGAUCGGUCCCCAGAACCAGACCCUCCCCACGGACGAGGUUGGCUUUCUCCGUUGUGAAGCUACUGGACUCCCAUUGCCACGGAUACAGUGGUUCAAAGAUUCCUACCCUGUAAAGAGUGACCCUAGGAUAAUGAAGUUGAACUCUGGAACUCUUCAGAUUUCUGAUUUGCGGGAGUCGGACAGUGGAACUUAUACAUGCAAGGCCACCAGUGAAACAGGGGAGACAACUUGGUCUGCUGUUCUCCAGGUCGAAGCCCCAUCGUCACACCAAACCGUGCCGUAUCAUCGCUCUCCAGACGUUUCCUCCUUCCCCGGAAUCCCAAGUCGACCCAUCGUUACCGAGGUAACCAGUGACACCGCCCACCUGUCCUGGACAGCCAACGGCAAUCAUGGAGACUCGCAGGUGUUCGCCUUUAUUGUGGAGUACUUCAGCUACGAAACCAUGGAUGGUUGGAUGGUGGCGUCGGACACAGUCCAGCAGGAGUCGUACACAAUCACCGGCCUACAACCGGACACAAGCUAUCUGUUUCUGGUUCGAGGCAAGAACUCGCAUGGAAUUGGGCUGCCUAGUCCACUGUCGGACCCCAUCCGCACCAGACGACCUACUAGAGGUAUUGACACGCCGGAUGAAAACUUCAGCGGGAUCAUUGUCCAGAUGAUGGAGGGCGUGACCAUCAACUCGAGCGCAAUCCGUGUCACAUGGCGGGUGUUGAAGGAGGUGAAUAUGAUUGAUCGGUUCGUAGUCCAGUACACGGAGAUCCUUGAACUCCAGCGUCUAUUCCGCGGCAAAUCGUAUCAACAGACUGUGGGUACCAUGUACCGUGCCUUCACUCUGAGCCACCUGAAGAGUUCCACUUGGUACGAGGUUUGUGUGAUGGCGUAUUACAACGGUAACUCGCACACCCCGUGUAGUACGCCCCUCAAGGUCCAGACGUCCGAGUCGCGCCCCACGGCCCCUCCCGAGGACAUCAUUAUUCACAAGGAAAGUGACAGCAGUAUACACAUCCAAUGGCUGCCCCCGCCCAAAAGUCACCGUAACGGCGAGAUCCGUGGAUAUGAGGUGGAGUGUCUGAGCUCGGACAAUAAACACAACUGUAGCAUACGUGUAAACGGAACUACCAACGCAGCCACCAUCAAGAGGCUGGACGCAGACAUGACCUACACCAUCAAGGUAGCCGCACGCACCAUCAAGGGUGCCGGUGUUUGGAGCAAGGCUUUUAUUGUUGGCCCGGAGCAGCCCAGUAUCAUGAAGGAGACCUGGUUUAUCGGAAUGCUCAUCGGGACUAUUGGAGGCACCCUGUGGAUCGCCCUGUGUAUAUUUAGCGUCUGGCUUUGUCGUAAACGCUCCAAUAAAAAGAAGAUGAUGAAGAACGGCAUGUACAGUGUUCCUAUGCACAAGACGGAGGACACGAAAACCUGCAACUCUUUCUACCGGAACGGUUACGGACAGAAGGACGUACAUAACUGUGUUGGAGGUAUGGGUUCUCAGUCUCCUGAGGCGUCUAACUUGCUCGACCACAAAGACAUGGAGCUACAGGACCAGAAUAUCUACAACAUCCCUCAAAUGAAGACGUUCUACCACAAAAAGGAUCCGGUCGCUCCGUAUGCCACGACAACCCUAAUAAAUGCUGGGCUCAUGAAUGCAGGGAGCAUGGGGCGACCGACACCCGGUAUGGAGCACAUGUUUCGUCCAAUCACAGGCACGAGCGGAGGAUCAGGUGACAGCUGCUGUAAACACGAACACGGCAGCAGUGACUCUAACACGGACAACAGUCGGCCAAACACAGGUGUUCCGCACGAUCACAGCGACGCGAUGCAGAGUCCGACCAGUGACAGUGGCAGUCAUACGACAGGUAAAUACGAUGAAAACGGACUGUUGAUCAAACGAGGAAAGAAAUCUCAAAAACAGAUGGCACAGCCAAAACAGGCCAUGGUGAAUUGGGCCGAGUUUUUACCUCCACCACCAGAACACCCACCUCCCAACGAGAUGGGACACCCGGGCAAUCUCGUCAUGAAUGAGAACUCGGGUAACAAUUUAGAAUAUGCUGAAGUGAGCUCGGAACGAGCUGGAGGGACCAGGAGUCCAAUUUCUCCGAUGUCUAAAAUUUCCUCGUGUUCUUGCCCUGUGCCGCACAACACGCAGAACUGGAACGUUCCAGCUUACUCGGACAAUGGCUGUGUGCGCUGUAGUUCUCCCAAAUACUGUGAGAGUUGGCACUACAACCCUGCCCACUAUAGCGUGAUCCAACAGCGCACACAAUCCCCCCGAAACACCGACACGUGGGGGCAGAGAACAAUUGCAUGCAUGCAUCCGUCAUCACGGGGCACGCCCGUGGACCUGCGUUGUGCGCGGACCUAUCAUAGCGAUCAGGAACAGGCGGCAAUGCCCGCGUUACAUAACUACAAGAUCGCGCCCGUGCCCAGAGAAGGCGAGUGCUAUCAGUGUUUAAGUGACAGUGACCGCGGGUCUGGGGGUUACCACACCCUUCGGGGGUGUAGGAUGAACAGUAUUCAUGGGGGGUCGGGCUCCGACGGAGGUGGCGGCACCGCAAUGGACCGCGGCUGUCAAUCAUCUCUACCCAGUGUUACCAACGAGUGUAUACACCCGGCAAUGUACCCUCCUAGGUAUGAACUGACUGACAAUGGCCAGCACAUGAGUUUAGCCAUGGAGGGCUAUAACAGGAACGCUGACUCCCCCACCUCUGAGGGGGGUCUAGACUAUGUCGGUGAGUCAGAUGUGGAGAUCCCAGGGAGAGUACCCUCGGGACAUGAGUGUCAGUCUCUCCCCUCGGGACACCAGUGUCAAUCCCCUCCCCAGGGCCAUGACUGUCACCACGAGGGGCAGGGCGUUAAUAUUGACGACAGCUACCACGAGGGGCAGGGCGUUAAUAUUGACGAUGGCUGUACUGACUCAGGGUCAAUGUUAGCGUCUUGGGCGAGCGUCACAGACCAGAGUAACACAGACUGCAGUAGUGUGAGGUCUAGUGCGGCUAGCUCCAGUGACGGGUCCUUCCUUACGGAGGCCGACUUCGCAAGCGCUGUUGCGAAAGCAGCGGAAAUGUCCGGCCUCACUGUCGUCGGUACGACGGUCUGUGAUCCUAAAACUGGGAAACCAGUGAAGAGACAGCGGCGCCACCACAGAACGGCCCGACCCAGUAGUCCCUACAGCACCGACAGUAACUUCAGUGCGGUCGCACAUAAACCCUACCCCAAGUCACAACGAAAGAAACAACUGGUGGAGCGGGGAAAACGAGGAAGCGACCACAAAAAACAUGAUCCCUCCCCCAUCCCCGAGGGUCAGGUCAUGCGACAAGGCAUACAGGAAGUACCUGAACCCCCAUCAUACCAUAGGCCUUGCUUUCCUUCGUCUCUCCCCUAUAAAUCGCCACGACCUGGACACAAGUCCCUCUCCCCGACCUCCUCAGUGCGGUCGCCCCGUAGUCCCGGAGCUCACAGUGCCCUGAACUUCGGGGCUCUGGUCAUAGAGAGCAACGUUCCUGUGGUGUAGCCAACGUGUGAGGUAGUCAACAUAUUCUAGUCAUCUGAGGUUGCCAUGGUUACGCAAGCCAAGGUGUGUCUGUGAUAAAUUGAGUUUAAUUGCUGAAUUUUCUACAAAGGAUAGAAGAAAUCCAACCGCAUUUAAGUGGAACUGUUACAUUGUAAAUUGUCGGAGAGGACGAUAGACUGGCCGUGGAUUUGUUAGUAUUGUUGACAAUUUGGGACUAGAUUUUUUGCUAAAGGUCAUCCCAGACCCGUGUUUCUCCGUGGCGAAAUAAUACAAUAUGGCUGCCAACAUACAAUAUGGCCUCCAGUUGCCGUGCUGUUCAAAAGAAAUCCAGUCUCCCCAGAACUGCUGUGUUAUUAUCCACAAAAAAUCUUCCAUGCAAAUCGUUUGUGCUACAUUGAGCCACUUCUACUGUGAUGCGAGUUAGUCCUAGUGCAGAAAACAUUGGCUGGCUUUAAUUAUCGUAUAUAGUUUGUGAUAUGCCAAAGACUUGACCGUGGUCAGCAAACGGUCAGCCAGGCUGACCGCUGUGGGCCAGUCUGACCACUGUCCGCCAGUACAUUUCUAGUGAAGAGGAAGAAAUGUUUGAUGCUUCUAUAUUGUCUUCCCACAAUUUGUGAACAAACAAGCUACACGUUUGAGUGGGCCGAACGAUGUUCGUUGUCGCGGUGAUGAAUGAGAUAAUUAUUGUAUGUAACAAUUUAAGCAAUACAGAAAAAAGAAUCCCGAACGCUGUCCAAAAUAGAUACUCUGUCAGGUAGGACUGUUACAGAGACUUGAUGCAGCCUACCUCUGGGUUAUUUGUCCCGAAGCUGGAACAGUUUCGUGAUCCCGUUAGCCCAUUAAGCUGGCCCAGUGCGGUGAGGCCAUUAGCCCAUUAAGCUGGCCCAGUGCGGUGAGGCCAUUAGCCCAAGGCUGGCCCAGUGUACAUGUGUUGGGCCAGUUUAUCCCGAGAAUGGCCCAGUGUGUUGGGCUAGUUUAUCCCGAGAAUUGCCCAGCAAGAUGGGCCGGACUCGAGUAGAAAUGCAAUACUAUGUCUGAAGUGUAAGCAAUAAGUGAAUGACAAUUGGACGCAUCGAGACAUUACAGGACGUUUACCAUCGUCCUGUUACCGUGGUGAUAUGUUAUAAAAAUGUCUGAAGAUCAUGUGAUGUGUACCUGUCGCAGUGGGUCGUUCCAGGUCAUCCCAUUCCUCAGUAGGGGUGUAAGCUAGGUGGUCAGUAUACUGCCAAAUUGAGUUUAAAUUUGUGUUCAUCAAUCCCAGGCACCAUGUGGGAAACAUUUUCUGUCCAUCUGUCGCAGUUUCUGCACUUGUUAAUUGACAAUGCCGGACCUGUGUUUGUCUUUUAGACAGGAAGAUGAAUUAUACAAGUCAUCUUAUAGACACAUUCUGGUUAAUACUGCAAUUGCUUCUCAGAGAAUUUUUGUUGAAUGGUUGGACUUUCCAGAAUUUUUAUUUGAAAAAAAUAUCUUGAAUCUUUAAUAUUUGCAUAAUAUAUGUGUAUAUAUAAAUAUAUAUAUAUAUAUAUAUAUUUAUCUUCUGUAGCCUGUUCACCCCUCACAGAAUUUUGGAACAUUCCAUUGAUUGAAGGAAUGUUCCGAUGUUAUCUGUGGAGGGGGGAGUAUUUAGUGGUUACUUGUUAGAGAGUGUUACUAUAGUUACGAUAAUGUACUUUCAGGAUUUUAAUUGUCUCUGAGUUUUAUCGAUGUCCACAUUGGACGAAAGCUUGAUAUAUAUAUCUUUUCUUUCUUCGAAGAAAUAACAAAAUAUGUUCGAAAAAUAUAAGAACAAAAAUUUCCCUCCAAAUGGGUCUCAUAUAUAGCUGUAGAAUAUUUGUGUGAAUCAAACUGCAAUGUGGGAGAGAAAGAAAGAAUAAGAGAGAGAGCAGAAACAGAGAGAACGACAGAGAGAAAGGGAUUUUAAAAUGGUGCUUAUUGAUAAUUAGCAACAGUGUAUAACAUUUUAGUGCAUUUGCUAUAAUUUUGGGCUUUAAUUGAGAUAUCAUGAAUACUGUUAUGGUAACUAUCAAACUCAUUCCAUUCAAGGCAAUAUACACUAUUAUUAUAGAGGAGUUCUACAGGGGGAUGCUAUGUAUGCCUUCCCUCAGCCAAAGGGAGAGAACUCCCGUCAGACCCGUGUCAUUGUACAAAACCACCAUUCAGCAAUAAUUGUGGAAUUCCAGCCAUUUAUUUGUAUCAAGGUUUAGUCGACAUAUAGAAAAUUAAUUUAUUUAUGGAUAAACUGUACAUAGAUAUUUGUUAUUGUAUAUGAUCCUAACUGCUGCAAACAACCAUGUCCUCACCCCCCUCUACUGUUUAAUGGAACAGUCUGGCUGCUAAUUUGUAACCCCACCUCCCCUCCAAUCUAUUAUAGAACAGACCACUGAACCCUUCUAAUUUUUUCCCCAAUUCAGGAAAUGUUUAUUUCAUAAGGGAAAUCUUGGACCUGUAUCAGGCCAAACAAAACAAUUAAGGGUUGCAUCGCGAACAAAAUUAGGGUCGGUUGGUAUAUUUUAUUUUUUUCAAAAGUUUUUUACAUUGUGGCCAUGGAGUAUAAAUCCUUACUUAUCAGUGCUCGUCCAAAUAUGGCCAUGAAUUAAAUCUCUAGGUUCCGCAGUUAAAUUUAGGUAGGCUAGAUAACCUGAAAAAAUCCAUUUUUUUCUGUACGUCCAUUUCACAAUGCCCAACCACAGUCGAAUAUAUUAGACAUUUGUUACACAUUAGUUAAUGGUAUAACGACAUCUGACGACGAUGAACAAGCUAUAUUCUUUCAUAUAUGUGCAAUAUUUUGUUUUGCUCAACUUAUUCUUGUUCUGUUCUCCGACGUAAUUAUUUGAAUUGUUUAAUUUAUUCCCUGUAGAGUAGAAAUCUGUCACACUGUAUUUUCCCCAUACUGCGAUCCUGGUGAUUAAUCUUCAGUAUAACACAUCAGCCAAAUUUACAACCGAAAGAACUACAAUUCUAGGUUUUCGGAAUCGCGGUCCUUCGUUACGGAACAAUUGUACUGCUUUAAGCGAUAUAUUCUACCCAGUUGACAUGCAUUAUAGAAGCACAUGAUAAGAUUUGAUAUUAAUCGGCUCCAUACAAAAUAACCCUCAUAGUACGGAGGUGUGAAUCAAAUCCAAAGUUUUAAGUUGAUGUAAAAAUUCAGGGUUGCCCGUGAGUUAGAGAGCUGAUUGUAUUUCUGUUUUUGUUGUUAACGUUAUGUUGAAUAUAUGUGAGGUAUAAAAGUUAAAUUAAGUCCCCAAGUCGGCCAUUUUGUGUAAAUCUGUAUCUUAAGGUUGUUUGUAAGUAUAGGAGAUUAGUGGACACGUGCAGUGCUCCUUUGCGAUGAAGAUCUGUGGUUGUUACGAUAGGAACAGAAUUUACAGUUCUCUCAUGGUCAUUCAUGUCAUUAAUCAUGUUCAGUCAAUUUCUCAUCAAAUAAAAUAAAUAUUGCUAAAGUUA
Molecule: messenger RNA, 9072 nt
Organism: Mizuhopecten yessoensis (Yesso scallop)
Lineage: Eukaryota; Metazoa; Mollusca; Bivalvia; Pectinida; Pectinidae
Product: roundabout homolog 1-like
Exons: 25
Coding region: 841-5628 (1595 amino acids)
Biological process (GO): axon guidance; dendrite self-avoidance; homophilic cell-cell adhesion
Cellular component (GO): plasma membrane; axon
Molecular function (GO): cell-cell adhesion mediator activity
Source: RefSeq, a predicted model, not a curated record